Molecule: messenger RNA, 834 nt
Organism: Kockovaella imperatae
Lineage: Eukaryota; Fungi; Basidiomycota; Tremellomycetes; Tremellales; Cuniculitremaceae
Exons: 3
Coding region: 1-834 (277 amino acids)
Source: RefSeq, a predicted model, not a curated record
AUGACCGCCCCUAUACCCAUUGGAAGUGAUCCAAAGACCUCACCUACCAACAUGGCGAUUCCAGCACCUUCGCAUACCCCUUCGUCAAGCCUAUCCAUUUCGCCUCAAACGCCAUUCUAUCCUCCUUCUGGUCUUUCUCCGCCACCCAUCGCGGGACUAGGUGCAUUGUCCACGACGGCUCCCGCUUCGGGCGGUUUCUUCAAAUGGGCUUCAUCAUUUAGCAAGUCGCCUUCUGUGCCUGAGAGUCUUGGAUCUGGACGAGACGAAAUGACUCCUCGGAGAGCCAGUCAGCCUUUGGAACAAGUCUCAGCGAUGGAACAACAACAGCAGGAUCACGAGAGCCAUGAUUCCUUUGAAUUUGGAGAUUGGAAUGACUUGAAGUCUAGAGCUUGGAAUAAGAAUCGAAGGGCUUUGAGCGUGUCUAUGCCUAGACAAUCUGGCAUCUCGGCAAUGCUCAGUCCUAACGGACCGGGAUCGACAAUGAGCACGACGGCUCAACCGAGUAACGGCAUGGCCAUGUCACCUCCUAAUGGCGUCUUAGCCGACAAGGCGGCAAAGGGUCAAGGUGUGCUCAAGCGGAUGAGCUUCUCGAGCGGCAUGAGACCCCCUUUCAUCACCCCUGGACCUCUGUCUCCUCCCGCCGUCACGACUCAUGCGACCGUUGCCGAUCCGACCUUGUCUCGAGCUCCCAUCGCAGCCGGUGCGGAUAUACAAAGGGCAAAGACCAUCAGUGGGCCUCCUUCUGGUCGAGGUCGAAGGAUGUCGGACGCUACCAAGAAGCGUGGUGUCAGUCCGAUGGGUGAGAGGUUGUUGCGGGACCACGGGCACUUUUAG